AUGAGAAUUAAAAUUAUAUUUUUAUUUGUUAUAUUAAAUAUAAUUUAUGUAAAUACAUCAAAGGAAAAUAAUGAUCAAAUUCAAGUAUUUCUAAUUCCUCAUUCACACAGCGACGUUGGUUGGAAACAGACAUACAACUCAUAUUACGAAUUAAAUGUAACCCGUGUUUUAGAUAAUAUUGUAGCUACUUUAUCAAAAGACCCAACCAAAAAAUUUAAUUGGGCUGAAAUGGUUUAUUUUGAAAGAUGGUACAGUGAGCAGACAACAAAUAUUAAAGAAACAGUUAAAGGUUUAGUUCAAGAUAAACAAUUAUAUUUUGUAGGUGGGGGAUGGGCUCAAAAUGAUGAAGCCACAACAGAUUAUCAAGCAGUUAUUAAUCAAAUGACACUUGGUCAUCAAUUUCUUUUAAAUGAAUUUCAAGUAAAACCAGAAAUCGGCUGGCAAAUUGAUCCAUUUGGACCCUCAACGCUAACAGCAACACUGUUUUCUUUAAUGGGGUUUAAGUAUCAUGUGAUCAAUAGAAUUGAUGAAAGAAUUAAAUAUGUUUUUAAUGCAGAGCAAAUGGAUAUAAAAGAUUCAGGGAUAAUGGAAAUUGAAAGAGAAUUCGAAUUUAUGUGGUACCCAUCCCCAAAUAACAAAAAUCUAUCAAUAUUUACACAUGUUUUGGACCAUCAUUAUAGCUCACCAUUUUUAUCAAUUGAAAAUUAUCUAGCUCCAAUGUUAUCAUAUACUACUGGUUUCGAUUUUGAAGGUCCUUCUUCGCAAAACCCACCAAUUACAAAAGAUAAUAUUAAAGAAAGAGCAAAUUUAUUUUUUCAAAUUGUUCAAGAAAGAUCAGCUUUAUUCAGGCAUAAGAAUCUAUUGUUACCUUUUGGAGGAGAUUUUAGAUUUCAGAACUCAGCAUUGGAAUUUGAUAACAUGGAUAGACUCAUAGAGUAUUUUAACUCAAAUCCACAUUUUGGUAUCAAUAUUAAAUAUGCAACUUUGGAUGAAUAUUUUGAAGCAGUUUUUAAUAGUACAGCUAUGGAUCAAACUUCAAAUGAUGAACCAAUAUCAUUUCCAAAAUUUUCAAGUGAUGAUUAUUUUGUAUAUACUCAGUGCGAGUAUCAAAACUAUUUGUCCUCUUUUGGAACAUGUGCAAACUAUUGGUCUGGUUUUUAUAGCUCCUAUGCAGAAUUAAAACAAGUUGUUAGAAAGUCAGAUUCUUUAUUAAGAGCCGCUGAAAUGCUAUACUCGUUAUCUUCGAGUAAAUUAGCAAAUAGUCCCUUUAGUUUUGAUUUUGAAGAUGCUUUUGGUGCAAUAUCUCGACAUAGAAAUAUUAGUGGUAUCCUUACUCACCAUGAUGCAGUAACCGGAACAUCAAUACUCGCUGUUAGAAAAAAUUACAUGGAAAUGUUAGAGGAAGUUCAACAUCAAACUAUGCUUAAAGUAAUGCCAGGUGCUGUCGGUUUCUUACUUGCAAAUCAGACUAUAUAUUUAGACUAUUCAUGUAAUAAUACCAUCAUUGAUAACAAUCCAAACGAAGGUGAUAUUUAUGCUAUUUCUUUCACAAAUAGUUUAUCGUGGGACCGUUAUGAAUUUGUAGAAAUUGAAAUUCCAGAAUCUAUUAUUGUGGCUAUCUAUGAUUACGACCUAAACCCUGUUCCAUCACAAACAGUUCAAAGAAUGGAUAAAAAUGGAAAUUGGUAUAUUUAUACUCAAAUUAAAACUCCAGCCCUUGGUAUCUCAACUUAUUUUUUUAUCAUCACUGAUAGCUCCGGUCAAAUUUUUAAUAAAGAAUUAUUAUAUUUGAUUGAAGAAAAAAUAGUUCAAAAACCAAUAAUUUCCCAAGUAAUAUAUUCAAAUGAAAUAGCUCAAGAUUCAGAACCUAUUACCAUUGGUAAUACAUUAUUUAAUUUAAAUUUCAAGUUUAACAACUAUAAUUUAUUAAGUUUAAAUAGUUUUGAUGAUUUACAAAGAAAUGAACUAUCAAUCCCAAUUACACAAAACUAUAUAGAAUACUCAAGUUAUAGCGACAGCUCUUAUACAUUUAGACCCAAUGGUCCCCCAGUUAAUCUAAAACCAGUUAAUCCAAAAUACUAUAUUACCAAUGGUACAUUAGUUAAAAUUGUAACAAUUAUUUAUACAUCUAAUUGCUCUCAAUCAUAUAUUGUAUAUAAUUCAAAUAAUACACUGGGCCAAUUUAUUAAUGAAGAGCAAUAUUUUGAAAUUGAUAAUAUAGUUGCUGCUGGUUGGAACAAAGAGGUUGCAAGUAAAUUUUCCACAAAUAUCAAUAAUAAUAAUAUUUUUUAUACAAGCAAUGGUUUAGAAAUGAUGCAAAGACAAUAUAAAGUAGUAUUUGGAGAUGAUGAACCAUGGAGUGUUAUUGCUGCCAAUUUUUUCCCUUCCAUCAAUACAGCACAGAUUUUAGAUCAAGUUCAAACACCUUUACCAAAACAAUUAUCAGUAUUAACGAGACAAACUAUGGGAGCUAGUAGUCAAAGCAAUGGAGAUUUAGAGUUACUUUUUGUUAGAAGAUCCGAAUCGCUGGGCUCUACUCUUCAUGAAAACAUGAAUGAUAUUUCAAAUCCAUUAAUCAAAGUUAGGGUUUUGUUUGGCGAUCCAUCAAAUAUAGAACAAAUAAGAACACCACUUUCAUUACUCUUAGAAAACCCUUUAAUACCAGUUUAUUCAGCCGUUAGUGAUAUCAGUAUUGAUAAAUGGACUCAAGCCUAUAAUACAUUAUAUAAACCAUUUUCAGAAUCACUACCAUAUGAUUUACACCUAUUAACAUUUACAAAACAAAAUUCAACAGAUUCAAACUACUUUAUUAGACUGUUAAAUAUAUAUGAAGUUAAUCAAGGUAUGGACUCACAACCAAUCCAAAUAUCAAUUAACAACUUUUUUAAUUUAUUUAAUAUUUCAAAUAUAGAAGAAACAACAUUAUCUUUUAAUUCCAUUAUAAACAUUAUAGAUGACAAUGUUUCAUUAAAUCCUUUAGAUUUAAAAUCAUUUAUAAUUCAAACAAAUAAACAAUAAAUAUUAUGUAGUAUUACAAUGU
Messenger RNA from Dictyostelium purpureum, 3040 nucleotides. RefSeq lists its product as uncharacterized. The coding region runs from base 1 to 3018 and encodes 1005 amino acids. The record is from RefSeq and is a predicted model, not a curated record. Gene Ontology annotation, molecular function: carbohydrate binding; alpha-mannosidase activity. Gene Ontology annotation, biological process: mannose metabolic process. NCBI's taxonomy places the organism in Eukaryota, Evosea, Eumycetozoa, Dictyosteliales, Dictyosteliaceae. Gene Ontology annotation, cellular component: lysosome. The transcript has 3 exons.